GGAUUAACUCAGUGAUCACUCUAUCAAGGCAUUUGAAGCCGUUUGUUUUAUAGGCUGCUGUAUUUUAUGAGUUGUGGUGUUGUGGUGUUGUGGUGUUGCAAAAAGCUUGGGGCAGGUGAUUGCAAAAUUAGCGAUAGUAUGAUAUCAAAGAUAACCUAUUGUUCCACUCGUAUCUUUCACUUUAUCAGGGAUUCGAUGAUAACGAGAGGAGAUUGGAUCCCGGGCCAGUGGUAUAUAAGAUGGGAGGGAAAAAGCUUCUUUUGUACCGGUUAGUUCUUACAGACCAAGGAUCUUAGCUUAUUACUGUCGAAAAGAUCUCAAUUUAUUACCAUCAUGGCUGAAAAGGCAAAUGUUAAUAAAGAAAUUGCAAAUCUUGAUAAAGAAAAUGCAAUCACUAGUGUAACUAGUGUUAGAAGUCAUUUGGAUGUGGAAGAUCACCAACUCGAUUUAAACGCAAUUACCUCCCAGCCGUUAUCCAUUGGGCAAGUUGCUGAGGAACUUACUUCUGACCAAAAAUUUUUCAUUUUGAAAAGAUUGAAUUAUGAAGGUUUGGUUAGUUUCGAUAACUUACCAACUGGUGCUGCCUUUAUGUUGGAGAAAGUUCAAGCUUUGGAUAUAAAUGAAGCCGUGACUAUUUUGAAAGAGUUCUUGGUCGAACAUGAAGGUGACGUUAAUCUUCCAACUCAAGAUUAUGAACUAAUUGAAAAAUUAGUUGCAAAUGCCCCAUCUAACUUGUACAAUUCCAAUUCUUCUUCGGAAAAUAUCAAAGAAAAGUUGGCUGAUAAUUUCGAAAAACAAACUUCAAUUACUUCAAGCACUGAUAUCGAAUCAACUGAAAUUGUCGAUUGGUUUUUACAAACUAAACUUGAAGCCGCUUUGAUUGCUUACCACUCUCCUUAUGCUGAAGUUCGUGCGGUCACUGAUUGUUUUGAUGACCCAGAACUCUCCUGUGAAACCAUCAGAGUUUACAUUGUUGGUUUGGUGAUGACUGCUAUUGGUGCCUUUAUUAAUCAAUUCUUCGCUGAAAGACAACCAAGUGUUACUUUCAGUAGUUCUGUUGCUCAAUUAUUUAUUUAUCCCUUUGGUACAGCUUUAUCUUAUAUCUUACCUGAUUGGAACCUUAAAGUUUGGAAGUAUAAUUUUAGAUUAAAUCCUGGACCAUGGACUCAUAAAGAACAAAUGUUGGCUACUAUUUUCUUUUCGGUUUCCGGUGGUGGUACCUCCUAUGUCUCUUAUAAUAUUCAUGUUCAAAAACUUGCAAGAUAUUAUGAUAAUCAAUGGGCUGACUUUGGUUACCAAACUUUAUUAAUUUUGGCAACUAACUUUUUGGGUUUUGGUUUUGCUGGUAUUAUGAGAAAAUUUGCAAUCUAUCCAAUUAAAUCUAUUUGGCCAACGAUCUUACCAACUUUGGCUUUAAAUAAAGCUUUAACCCAACCGGAAAGAAAAGAAAAUAUUAAUGGCUGGACUAUUUCAAGAUAUUAUUGGUUCUUCUUGGUUACCGUCGUUUCCUUCGUUUAUUUCUGGAUCCCAGAUUACCUUUUCCAAGCCUUAUCUACUUUUAAUUGGAUCACUUGGAUUAAACCUGAUAAUUUCAAUUUGGCAAUGGUUACUGGUUCCGUUAAAGGUUUAGGUUUGAAUCCAAUCCCAACUUUUGAUUGGAAUGUUAUUAACUAUAAUCAUUGUUUAACUUUCCCUUUCUACUCUUAUGCAAAUCAAUACAUCGGUACUUUCCUUGGUUUAUUUAUCAUCACUGGUCUUUACUACUCCAACCAUUUAUGGACGGGAUAUAUGCCAAUCAAUUCUAGUUCUUUAUUCACUAACACUGGUGAAUUAUACGAUGUUAAAGCUAUUGUUAACUCAAAUAGUUUGUUCGACAGAAAUAAAUACGAAAAAGUUGGUCCUCCUUUCUACUCAGCUGCUAAUUUGGUUGUUUACGGUUCAUUCUUUGCAAUUUAUCCAUUCACCAUUGUCUAUGAAGUUUUCAUGAAUUAUAAACCUAUGAAAGAUGCUCUUUUUGGUCUCGGUAAAUCUUUUAGAAAUUUUAGAAGAUCCACCUAUCACGGUUUCACUGAUCCUCAUAGUAGAAUGAUGACUCGUUAUAAAGAAGUCCCAGAUUGGUGUUUCCUCUGUGUCUUGGUUAUCUCUGUUGUUCUUGGGAUUUUGUGUGUUAAAGUUUAUCCUGCUGAAACUCCGGUCUGGGGUAUCUUCUUUGCCCUUGCAAUCAAUUUUGUCUUUUUGAUUCCUUUAACUGCUGUUUAUUCUGUCACUGGUUUCCAAUUUGGUCUUAAUGUUUUGGUUGAAUUAAUUGUUGGUUAUGCUCUUCCAGGUAAUGGUUUAGCUUUGAACUUCAUUAAAGCCUUGGGUUACAAUAUUAAUGGUCAAGCUCAAAAUUAUAUCUCUGAUCAAAAAAUGGGUCAUUAUUUAAAAAUUCCUCCAAGAGCCAUGUUCAGAACCCAAAUGUUAUCAGUUUUCCUCACUUCAUUUAUCGGAUUAGCUGUCAUUAAUUUUGAUAUUAAUCACAUUAAAGAUUACUGUGAUCCUGAUAAUAGACUUAAAUUUACCUGUCCAAAUAGUAACGUCUUCUAUUCUGCUUCUAUCUUAUGGGGUGUGAUUGGACCUAAAAUUGUCUUUGGUGGUAUUUAUCCAAUUCUUCAAUACUGUUUCUUAAUUGGACUUUUAUUGGCCUUCCCAUGUAUUGCUUUCAAGAAAUACGGACCAAAGAAAGUUGCUAAGUAUUUCCAACCUACUUUGAUUAUCGGUGGUUUACUUAAUUAUGCUCCUUAUAACUUGAGUUAUUAUACUGUUGGAUUAUAUUUUUCCAUCGCUUCCAUGUGGUACUUGAGAAAGCGUUAUACCACCUGGUGGGAAAAAUACAAUUAUGUUUUUACUGCUGCUAUGGAUGCUGGGGUUGCUUUUAGUGCUAUUAUCAUCUUCUUUGCAGUUCAAUACCAUGAUAAAUCAAUUAACUGGUGGGGAAACCUUGUUUCAUACCUGGGUUAUGAUGGUGUUGGCGGUAAUAGAUUAAAUGCUACUCUUUCUGCUCCAGAUGGUUAUUUUGGCCCAAGAAAGGGACAUUACCCUUAGUUUGUCUUUAUGCAAAAUUGUAUCUUUUUUUACUUUUCCUAUUGUUAAAUAUUAUAUUAAUUCUGUUUUCAAUUCUUCUUAUUUUAUAAGAGCUUCUUUGAGUGUCU
Hyphopichia burtonii NRRL Y-1933 is the source of this 3191-nucleotide messenger RNA. RefSeq names its product OPT-domain-containing protein. Gene Ontology annotation, biological process: transmembrane transport. NCBI's taxonomy places the organism in Eukaryota, Fungi, Ascomycota, Pichiomycetes, Serinales, Debaryomycetaceae. The coding region runs from base 334 to 3084 and encodes 916 amino acids. The transcript has a single exon. Gene Ontology annotation, molecular function: oligopeptide transmembrane transporter activity. The record is from RefSeq and is a predicted model, not a curated record.